AUGGCAUUACUUGCUGUCGCAGGCGUCUACGCUUUCGCAGCGUUGCUCGUUGCGAUAGUCUUAAAUGUCACGCGCCAAUUGCUCUUUCGCAACGAGAAAGAACCACCCGUCGUCUUCCAUUGGAUCCCCUUCUUGGGAAGCACAAUCAGCUAUGGAAUGGACCCCUAUACAUUCUUCUUCUCCUGCAGAAAAAAGUACGGGGACAUCUUCACCUUCGUGCUUCUGGGCCAGAAGACCACUGUAUACUUGGGCGUUCAAGGCAACGAUUUCAUCCUCAAUGGCAAACUCAAGGACGUGAGCGCGGAAGAGGUCUACAGCCCCCUCACCACCCCGGUGUUCGGGUCCGAUGUUGUGUACGACUGCCCUAAUUCCAAGCUGAUGGAACAAAAAAAGUUCAUCAAGUUUGGCCUCACGCAAGCGGCGCUCGAGUCACACGUCCAGCUGAUCGAAAAGGAAACUCUCGACUAUCUCCGGGACUCUCCACGCUUCAACGGCGCGAGUGGAGUCAUUGAUAUUCCUGCUGCCAUGGCUGAGAUUACAAUCUAUACUGCUGCGCGCGCGUUGCAGGGCGAGGAGGUCCGCAAGAAGCUCACGGCAGAGUUCGCUGAACUGUACCACGAUCUAGACAAGGGAUUCAGCCCCAUUAACUUCAUGCUCCCUUGGGCUCCAUUGCCGCACAACCAGAAGCGUGAUGCUGCUCAUGCUCGGAUGAGAGAAAUCUACACGGACAUUAUCAACGAACGACGCAAGAACCCAGACGAGGAGAAGUCAGACAUGAUCUGGAAUCUGAUGCAUUGCACCUACAAGAGUGGCCAGCCGGUCCCGGACAAAGAGAUUGCUCACAUGAUGAUCACUCUGUUGAUGGCAGGGCAACACUCGUCUUCUUCGAUUAGUUCUUGGAUCAUGCUGCGAUUGGCCUCGGAGCCUCAGGUGCUUGAAGAGCUCUACCAAGAACAGCUGGCCAGCCUUAGCAACAGAAAUGGAGUCUUCGAGCCGCUGCAGUAUCAGGACCUUGACAAGCUGCCAUUCCUCCAGAGUGUCAUCAAGGAGACUCUACGGAUCCACUCGUCCAUCCACUCGAUCAUGCGCAAGGUGAAAAACCCGCUACCAGUACCUGGCACCUCUUACAUUAUUCCCGAAGACCAUGUUCUACUCGCCUCACCAGGCGUAACCGCGCUUAGUGACGAAUACUUUCCUAACGCAACCAGGUGGGAUCCGCAUCGUUGGGAGAACCAGCCUGACAAAGAGGAGGAUGGAGAGAUGGUGGACUACGGAUAUGGCAGCGUGUCGAAGGGCACUGCUAGUCCCUAUCUACCUUUUGGCGCUGGCCGUCACCGCUGCAUUGGAGAGAAGUUCGCCUACGUCAACUUGGGCGUUAUUAUCGCGACCAUAGUGCGCCACUUGAAGCUAUUCAAUGUGGAUGGCAGGAAAGGAGUGCCCGGAACCGAUUACUCGACCCUCUUCUCCGGUCCCAUGAAGCCUGCUAUAGUGGGUUGGGAGCGACGCUUCCCGGACCACUCCAAAGGGUCCUUGAAUUAG
Aspergillus niger is the source of this 1539-nucleotide messenger RNA. RefSeq lists its product as uncharacterized. The coding region runs from base 1 to 1539 and encodes 512 amino acids. The record is from RefSeq and is a predicted model, not a curated record. Gene Ontology annotation, molecular function: iron ion binding; monooxygenase activity; heme binding. Lineage: Eukaryota; Fungi; Ascomycota; Eurotiomycetes; Eurotiales; Aspergillaceae. The transcript is spliced from 2 exons. Gene Ontology annotation, biological process: ergosterol biosynthetic process.